GAACAGCAAAAACGCCCGCCGUUCUCACCGAGACGAGCUCUCGCUGUCCCGCCGCCCGCGCGAGGGAAGGAGAGGGAGGAGGUUACGGUUGAGGGCGGUCAUAAUGGUGGACGUGGACCACAGGAUGGCGGGGCUCGCGCCGCCGGCGGCGCACGCGGCAGGGCUGCGACGCCUGUCCACGCGCGCCGCGGCGGGGACAGCGUCGGCGUCGCCGUCGCCGUCGCCGCGCCACGGGCUGCAGUCUUUUGAUGGGCUGGCAGCGGCUGUGCUGUCGCACCUCCGGGCGACGGGGGUCGCGGUCCUUCUGGGGCUGUCCGACGCGGAGUUCGCCCGCGUUGAGGCGGAGAUGGGGUUCACGUUCCCGCCUGACCUCCGCGCCGUGCUGGCGAUGGGGCUCCCGUCGGGCCCUGGGUUCCCGGACUGGCGCGGCCGGGCGGGGCUCCGCGCGGCGUUCGACCUGCCCGUCGCGGCGGCGUCGCUGCAGAUCGCGAAGGGAGCGCUGUGGCCACGGUGCUGGGGGCCGAGGCCGUCGGACCCCGAUCGGGCGCGGCGGCUCGCGCGGUCCGCCAUCAGGCGCGCGCCGCUGCUCGUGCCGCUGUUCGACCGGUGCUACCUUCCCUGCCGCCCCUGUCUCGCCGGGAACCCCGUGUUCUUCAUCACCGACGACCGCGUCCUCUGCUGCGGCCUCGACGUCCUGCACUUCUUCACCUGGGAGUCCUCGUUCCAGCCGCUUGACGUGUCCUACCCGUCGAUGACACCCUCCAGCAUUUGCACGCCGUACACUCGCCGCAGCCUCGACGCCGCCUGCGGCGGCCAGUCGCCGCGCUGGAUCGAGUUCUGGAGCGACGCGGCCUCCGACCGACGCCGUCGCUACUCAUCAUCCUCGGAAGCCUCCACCGCCUCCUCCUCGGGCUGCCCUUCGCCUCCUUCAAGGUCGACCCCACUCUGGGUCGACAACUACCUCGACAAGCUCGGAACGGUUCUAAAGAACGGUGGCUGGAGGGACAGAGAAGUGGACGAGAUGGUCGAGGUUGCCGCCUCCGGACUGUUCGACGGCGAGGAGGCACCCCCGGCCGAUGCCGACGCGGUGCUCGACGCAUUGUUCCUAAAAACGGACCGGUGCUCGGACUCACUCCGGCGAGCAGGGUGGACAUCCGAGGACGUCUCGGACGCGCUCGGGCUGGACCUCCGUCGGCGCAAGGAGCCGCCGCGGGCAGCCGUGCAGAUACCGCCGGAGAUCGCCUCCAAGGUCCGGCGCCUCGCCCAGGCGGUGGCGAGGUCGUGACCUCCCCGGCACCGGCCGAACAUGUGGGCCCCGCCGUUUCUUCCUCCUCGUCUCUGCGUUUUCCCCCCGCAUAGGAGGAAUUAAACAACACUUAUGUCAAGUGAAAAGUAAACUAGCCCAUGUUCGUGUGCAUGAAUUCACAAGUAAAUUAAGCUGUGUUCAUGUGCACAAUGAACCGUUAAUUGUAAGACACACCCUCCCGGAAAUGAAAAUUGCAUAUUGCCGGAUUAAACUAAUGCUUAGAACAUCCACCUUCCCCUCUGGCCCUCUCACCUUUUCUCCAUGGAUAUCUCUCU
Messenger RNA from Oryza brachyantha (malo sina), 1581 nucleotides. RefSeq lists its product as uncharacterized. NCBI's taxonomy places the organism in Eukaryota, Viridiplantae, Streptophyta, Magnoliopsida, Poales, Poaceae. Bases 104 to 1285 code for a protein of 393 amino acids. The record is from RefSeq and is a predicted model, not a curated record. The transcript has a single exon.